This is a messenger RNA of Magallana angulata, 868 nucleotides long. RefSeq names its product translocator protein-like. Bases 161 to 670 code for a protein of 169 amino acids. The transcript is spliced from 4 exons. Gene Ontology annotation, cellular component: mitochondrial outer membrane. NCBI's taxonomy places the organism in Eukaryota, Metazoa, Mollusca, Bivalvia, Ostreida, Ostreidae. The record is from RefSeq and is a predicted model, not a curated record.
UAAUUUCUAGCGAAAAGAGGAAGUUUUUCAAAAUAACAUAUAGCUUAGAGAGUAUAAAAGUUCAAAGGUCGAAUUCGUCUGCUUGAAGUGGGCAAGGGCACCUGUGACAGUAGGAAUCGUCUGAGUUUUUGAAAAAAAACUACUACAUUAUUCAAAGGAGAUGUCAGAGUACCUAAAGCCAGCAGCAGCCAUUGCUUUGCCCUUUUUAGGUGGAGCAGCUGGAUCUGUGAUCUCAAGAACAAACAUUUCUCAAUGGUAUGAGAACAUAAAGCGCCCCUCUUGGAGGCCCCCUAAUUACAUAUUUGGACCAGUGUGGACAGCCCUGUAUGGCAGCAUGGGAUACGCCUCCUACCUGGUGUGGAGGGAUGGAGGGGGAUUCCAGGGGGAAGCAGCCCUGCCCCUGGCUCUCUAUGGAACACAGCUGGCUCUUAACUGGGCAUGGACCCCCAUCUUCUUUGGAGCUCACAGACUGGGCCUGGCUACCAUAGAAAUUGGCUGUCUAUGGGGGACCAUCGUGGCCACAAUCUUCACCUUCCACAAGGUCAAUGCUACAGCGGCCCACAUCUUGUUUCCUUACCUGGGCUGGGUGACCUUCGCUUCAGUCUUGACCUUCAAAAUCUGGAGAAUGAACAAGGACGACAAUGAGGAGAAGGACUCAAAGUCCUCUUAAAGAUACCUUUGUUGUUUUAGGUUAUAUAUGACAUUUACAAUCUAGUCUGGAAGACAGUACAAACUCUGUGUGACAGUGUGAUUAACUGUAUUCAGCAGCAAGGCCUUAUCUUGGUGCACAUGUACUUAGUCGAAGAAUUUGAAUAGCAGAGCUAUGAAUAAACUUGUAAUAUAUAUAAAGAAAGGUUUUUUACUUAAA